AUGUAUAUGCAAGAUGUGAGAUGCAACGACGACGAUGUUGGUGUGGAGGUACUGUUGCCUCCGACCGAGUGCGCGACUGCUGUUGCCGAAGCUCGGCCCAACUUCAGCUCUGAGGGCUCUCUCCACAACACCGAUUUCCUUUCGUCCCAACCCGCAACCACAACAAUAACAUCAACAUUAGACAAAAUACUCGGAAGAGCGCACUCGCGCCAUCUCAGCACGACUGCUUUCAUCCGUGAUGGAUGCGAUGCCUACAGGAAACAACCCAUGAUAUAUGUAUCCCACGUCGAACUUUGUAGUCGCCGAGAGCUACACACACCUUUAGGAUUCCAUAGGCAAAUGGUGGCCAUAGUAUCAGCUUGAUGCCGAGCUGCGACCGCUGAUUCGGGUUCGCUUGGGCUCGACAAACGCAUCCGACUUCACUUUGUUGGCUACAGCGGGCCAGCAGGCAUCUCUCGCUUAACCAAGUCUCCCGCUGAGAGAGAGCCUCGACUCUCGACUUCCUUUCGAAAGACAUGUACCUCAACAAACUUUAUCUGCUCUUCCAACAGCAAAUCGAGUCCUAUUACAC
Parastagonospora nodorum SN15 is the source of this 571-nucleotide messenger RNA. RefSeq lists its product as hypothetical. Bases 1 to 363 code for a protein of 120 amino acids. The record is from RefSeq and is a predicted model, not a curated record. NCBI's taxonomy places the organism in Eukaryota, Fungi, Ascomycota, Dothideomycetes, Pleosporales, Phaeosphaeriaceae. The transcript has 2 exons.